GUAGAUAAGUUAACGCCGAUGCAAAAAUAUAAGCGUGUGUAUGUGUAAUGAACGGUCAAAACAUUUUAUGUUAAAUAAUAAUAAAAAAUUACUGUGACUUUGUGUAUAGCUAGUACUUUCAUGUUACUAUAGACCAACAUCCAUCUACAGAUAAAUGUAGUCAGUGGCGGAACAAAGAUUGAAGCAAAUCCCGGGGCAAAGAAAUUUCUGGCACCAUGAAUAAAUAUUGGCACCUAUAACCAACCCAAGAAUACCUCAUAACAUUCCUAAAAAUUGAGCCUUAUUUUGUAUGCUUUUGCUGGGUGACUAGUGAUGGCUGUAAAAACAUUAAAAAGAAUCAAUGACAUAUACAUACAUGUCGGCGUGGAAUCAUGUUAUCCAAGGCUGCACUAAUAAAAAGAUUCCACACUGAUGACUGUAAUAUCAUUAAAAAAGAUGCAUUUUUCUUCUACGAAGUUGUCCGUGACGAUUUCAGUAAUCUUAAAAUGUUGUGUAGGAUCAAUUUCUCGGAGGUGCUUACAGGGUUCAAUGCAUCUGCACUAUGUUAAAAAAAAUGCAUCUUUGAUCUGAUCAUAUUUGUGUAUAUUAUCAUUUUGGCAUCCAAUCCUGCCCUAGCCAGUACAAAAGAUUCCACGCUGACUUUGGAAUUUUAAGGUCAACUUGUACUGCAACACUAGUAUAACUUCAGGGCAGGAAAGGCAAAGCGUACCCGUCAGUUUGUAGCAAGCGGCAAACAGAAAUGGCAAACGAUUCUUCGCGCGUCCGCGUGGUUCGCAGGAGCACCGUCAAGGCCUCCGUCACGCGGCCCGACACCGUGCUUCCCGUCUCCAACCUCGACCUGCUGUAUUACCCCAUGCCGCUCUCGAUGGUCUGCGCCUACCGCAGGCCCUCGGCCGGCGGUGGCUUCGUCGACGUCGUCGCCGCCUUCGAGGCCAAGCUGUCGUCCCUGCUGGACCACUUCUUUCCCCUCGCCGGCCGCAUCGUGGCCAACCCGCGCUCAGGGCUCCCGGAGGUGCACUGUGACAACCAGGGCGCGGAGCUCGUCGUCGGCGAGGUCGGCCUGGCGCUGGGCAGCCUGGACUUCGGCGACCUGGACGCGUCGCUGGCGAGAGUCGGCGUCCCCGUCCAGUACGGCGCGGACGUCGCGCUGUCGGUGCAGCUCGUUUCGUUCUCCUGUGGAGGGUUCGUCGUGGUGUGGGGCACCAACCACGGCCUCGCGGACGGGUGCGCGCUGUACAUGAUCGUUGACGCGUGGUCAGAGCUCGCGCGGUCUGGGACGAUCGUCGCCGCCCCGAACUACGACCGCUCCGUGUUCUGCCCUCGGGCUGCCCCGUCGUACGGCCCUUCAGUGGGCGAGCUGUUCAUGCCGUUGGUGAGCGAGCGUCUCGUCAACGCCCUCACGGCCGGGGGCUCCAUGCUCGGCCGCACCUACUACGUCGAGGAGCGGGACAUUGCCAUGCUGCGCGCGCAGGCGAGCGGCGACGGGGAGCGCGGCGCGAGCCGCGUCGAGGCGGUGUCUGCGUACCUGUGGAAGGUGUUGGCCGCCACCGUGGGCUCGUCCGACGAGAGUUGCCGCAUGGGCUGGUGGGUGAACGGGCGACGGUGUCUCACAACCGCGCCGGAGGAAGCCAUGCGCAACUACGUCGGCAACGUCACGACGUUCGCGGUGGCGGAGGCGAGCGUGGAGGCGAUCCUGCGGCGGCCGCUCCCGGAGAUCGCGUCGAUGGUGCGCGGGUCGAUCAGGUCGACGGCCACCGACGAGCACUUCCAGGAGCUGGUGGACUGGGUGGAGGAGCACAAGGGCAAGGGCAAGGACAAUGGCAAGGCUGCGGUCAAGUUCGUGGAGACGGCGACCGUCGGGCUGGGCAGCCCGGCGAUGGGCGUGACGUCGUUCGCGUCCUUCAGCGUCGACACGGACUUCGGAUUCGGGCACGCCGCUGUAGCGAUGCCGACGUGGGUGGACUGCGGGAGGCUGUGCUCCGGCUUCGUGAAGAUCAUGGCGCGUCCGGGGGGUGACGGUGGUGGUGGUGGUUCCUGGAUCUUCGGCAUGUCCGUUUGGCCGAAGCUCGCCGCGGCGCUGGACUCCGAUGAGCAGCGCAUCUUCAAGCCUCUCACCGCCGAGUAUCUCGGCCUCAUGGCUGCAGCAAAUUAGUAUAGCCGGCUCUGGUCGCAUGCAGCAUGCAUGAAUGCAUGAUGCCCAUUAAUUAAUUUAAGAAGAAUAAGAGGGCCAGCGAUUCACACAAAUAAACCACAGGUUCUGUUUUCAGAUCUUGUGGUGGCAAUAUUUGUGUGAUGGAUCUACGCAAGUUUUUGGUUAUUGAAUUGGCGGGUGAUGGAUCUACACCGACACCGCGCUUCCUAUUCUUUCACUAGCAAGAGUGGUGUUUCUAUUGUAGACGCCCCCAAAUGUUUUCAAUGACGGGUUUUUUAUUCAUGAUUUGAAUUGCCGGUU
This is a messenger RNA of Triticum aestivum (bread wheat), 2452 nucleotides long. RefSeq names its product coniferyl alcohol acyltransferase-like. The record is from RefSeq and is a predicted model, not a curated record. Bases 740 to 2152 code for a protein of 470 amino acids. Lineage: Eukaryota; Viridiplantae; Streptophyta; Magnoliopsida; Poales; Poaceae. The transcript has a single exon. Gene Ontology annotation, molecular function: acyltransferase activity, transferring groups other than amino-acyl groups.